AUGCCAAUAUUUCAAAACUCUCAUAGAACGAUAAGUCAACCACAACGAAGGGUAACGAGAAUCCCCAAAUUCAUAUCAAGAAUGAGGGUGACACGCGGAAACGAAAGAAGGGCGGUAGCAUGCGUUCUUCUAGCUGUCGUGGCUGUGGUAGCCGCAGCCUCGUACGACCGUGAGAGGCUUGAGAUCGCCAAGCAGAUUUUAGAAGAGGUUCCGCUUACUGAUGGGCAUAAUGACCUGCCCUGGAACAUUCGCAAGUUCUUGCGAAAUCAGAUCAACGAGUUUGAAUUGGACACUGACUUGACUCAAGUGGAACCUUGGUCUAUCUCCAAGUAUUCUCACACAGACUUACCUCGUUUGAGGCAGGGAAUGGUUGGGGCACAGAGGAGAAAAUCAGGCAUGGUUAAUGUAAAACGGUUACGGGCUUACGCCUUUGUUAUGCCAGAGCGAUGUGUGUGCAAAUUUUUAUACACGCUCGAUAUAACAUCAGAAAAUUUAAACUAA
Messenger RNA from Pieris macdunnoughi, 501 nucleotides. NCBI's taxonomy places the organism in Eukaryota, Metazoa, Arthropoda, Insecta, Lepidoptera, Pieridae. The record is from the annotation of a GenBank genome assembly.